This is a messenger RNA of Leptosomus discolor (cuckoo roller), 1850 nucleotides long. Lineage: Eukaryota; Metazoa; Chordata; Aves; Leptosomiformes; Leptosomidae. The record is from RefSeq and is a predicted model, not a curated record.
AUGAGAAAACCCACCCAAGAAUUAAUAAUUCUCAUACACUGCUUACCUUUUGCAUUGCAGGUUGAUUUUCCAACAGCCAUUGGUGUGGUGCUAGAGAGGGACAAUGGCAGCACUCUGAUGGAGAUAGAUGGUGACAAAGGCAAACAAGGGGGCCCGACUUACUACAUAGACACCAAUGCCCUGAGAGUUCCAAGGGAAAAUAUGGAGGCCAUUUCACCUUUAAAAAAUGGAAUGAUUGAAGACUGGGAUAGUUUCCAGGCAAUUUUGGAUCACACUUACAAGAUGCAUAUUAAAUCUGAAGCAAGUUUACAUCCCGUCCUUAUGUCCGAAGCACCGUGGAAUACUAGAGCAAAGCGUGAAAAACUGACUGAAUUGAUGUUUGAACACUACAACAUCCCUGCCUUUUUCUUGUGUAAAACAGCUGUUCUAACAGCUUUUGCUAAUGGGAGAUCUACAGGCCUCAUCUUGGAUAGCGGAGCAACACACACCACUGCUAUUCCAGUGCACGAUGGAUAUGUACUUCAGCAAGGUAUUGUAAAAUCACCACUUGCAGGAGACUUUAUUACUAUGCAGUGCCGGGAGUUGUUUCAGGAAAUGAACAUAGAGAUAAUUCCUCCAUAUAUGAUUGCUUCAAAGGAAGCAGUUCGUGAGGGGUCGCCAGCGAAUUGGAAGAGAAAAGAGAAGUUACCUCAGGUCACUAGGUCCUGGCACAACUACAUGUGUAAUUGUGUCAUUCAGGACUUCCAAGCUUCUGUCCUCCAAGUAUCAGACUCAACCUAUGAUGAACAGGUAGCAGCCCAGAUGCCAACGGUUCAUUACGAGUUCCCCAACGGCUAUAACUGUGACUUUGGUGCUGAGCGUCUAAAAAUUCCUGAGGGAUUGUUUGACCCUUCUAAUGUGAAGGGUUUAUCUGGUAACACGAUGUUGGGUGUGAGCCACGUUGUCACAACAAGCGUUGGAAUGUGUGAUAUAGACAUCAGGCCGGGCCUUUAUGGCAGCGUGAUUGUAGCAGGAGGAAACACUCUAAUACAGAGUUUCACAGACAGAUUGAACAGAGAGCUGUCUCAGAAAACGCCACCGAGCAUGCGCCUGAAGUUGAUAGCGAACAACACGACAGUGGAGCGGAGGUUCAGCUCGUGGAUCGGUGGUUCAAUUCUGGCUUCUUUGGGUACUUUUCAACAGAUGUGGAUUUCUAAACAAGAAUAUGAAGAAGGAGGGAAACAGUGCGUAGAAAGAAAAUGUCCUUAAACCUCUUACUGUGAAAACUGCUGCCUGCUCAGUGCUCCUUCUGUUUUAUAGCUUUAGCAUACUCAGGAAUGGGAUGGACUCUUUUUUUGUAGAAAGUUUAUAUUGGAUUUUUUGCAUAAUUCAAGUUCCAUUUUAACAAAACUUAGAAAUUUUGAGAGACCUAAUUGGUACUAUCAUAGAAAAAGGAUGUUUACAUCCCUUGUAAAGCAAUAAUUCAUGUAACAAGCAUUUUAUAAUUUUGUAUAAAUAUCUAUUUUCUCUAGUAUCUUUUCCUGGGAACAGCUUUACAGGUUAGCUAAGAGAUAGAGGCAUAACCUUGCAAAUGUCCGUGCAAAUUUAUUAAAAAUCUCUUGUCUACUUUCACAUAUUAGUCUUCCUUGCUGGUACUUUGGCCUUAAAUUGCUCUUAUUUACUCUUAAAAAAUAAAAUUUGGUCUUUUGUAUUUGAGCAGCUUUGUGACUACUUGCAGAGAAAGUUACUCUUCUGUUUUAAAAAGUGGAAAGUUUGUGUUUAGUAAUCUACUAUAAGUGGCUCAGUUCAGUGUAAGCUUUGACUGUCAUGAAAGCGUUACAUUCCUCACAGCGAACGUUAUAUUAAGCACU